CCUCAUCGUUGUGCACAUAAAGGAUUCAUAUUCUGAUAAACACCAUGUAAAAUAAUAAUUCAUUUCAAUAACGUUUAGUACAGAAAAGGUCUAAGUCAAUUGACUUGUACCCUUUAUGCAGUCAAUCGGAUCGCAAGGUGGCGUUGCUAGUGAAAUAUCGGUAGUUGUUAUUUUAAUUUUCUGUCAGUUAGAUUAUCUUGUCCAGCCAUGGAGGACGUAAAUAAUUUAAAACUUAAUAAAGGGGUAGUUAACUGCGAUGGAUAUAAAAGGAAUAUUUUUAAAAAGUGCGGAAGUGGAUCUCAAAAUUAUGAUGGAACUUGGUCAUAUUCAAUUCAGAGUAGCAUUCAACAAUUUGAGGAACGUUUUCCAGCUGUACAAAUAGAAUAUGAUAGUUUUCGUCAUCAUAGACAUAUUCUUGUUCAACGUUUUGAACCGAAAAAUUGCAUUUGUAAAGGAAAGGGGUCUGGAAGGUCCACAAUAAUAACCGAAGAAGUUGUUCAAGAUGUGCGAAUUCGCAUGGAGCAAAGUCCCACUAAAUCAGUAAAAAAGUUAGCAGCUCAAGCAGAUUUAUCUGUAGGAACUAGCCAUAAGAUUUUGAAAAAAAAUCUAUCAAUGCAUCCUUAUAAGGUUUCAGUACUGCAACAAUUGUUUCCUGGUGAUUUUGUUAAACGUAUGGAAUACUGUCAAUGGUUCAAUGAGCAAUUAAAUGACAAUAACUUAUUGGAUCGAAGUUUUUUUACUGAUGAAGCAUGGUUUCACUUAUCAGGAUAUGUCAAUAGUCAAAAUUAUCGAACAUGGGCAACUGAAAAUCCUCAUUCAUUUGUGGAGAUAAGUCUACAUCCCAUAAAAGUUGGUAUUUGGAUAGCAAUUUCAAGAAGAAGAAUAAUAGGGCCCAUAUUUUUCUAUGACACAAUUAAUGGCCAACGUUAUCGAAAUAUUUUUCUUGAAUUUGUUGAACAGUUACAGGAUGAUGAGUUACAAUUGGGUUACUUUCAACAAGAUGGAGCAACAGCUCAUACAGCUAGAGCUACUAUUGACCUAAUAGAAGAAUAUUUUGAUGACCAAAUUAUUAGUAAAGGAUUAUGGCCUCCAAGAUCUCCAGACCUCACACCUCCUGACUACUUUUUAUUUGGUCAUAUAAAAAAUAAAGUAUUCAGAAAUCGUUUGCAUGAUGUGAAUGAAUUGGAGCAAGCUAUAGUUAAUGAAAUUGAAAGUGUAACUGAGGAGCAACUGCAUAAUGUGUUCGAAAACAUGAAAAGAAGGGUUAAUGCUUGCAUAGAAGCUGCUAUUUCUACUGAAACUUCUCAAAGAGGUACGCCAAGAGAUAGAAAAGUUGCGUUUAACAUCAGCAACUUUCAUCAGUUUUCCUACUGCAUGAAUGAUUGGAAAGGUGUAGUACUUGCAAAAGACUACAUUAAUGGAUUCGAGAAACAUACAUUUUGUCUAGGACUUUCCAAUAUUGUAGCAGAACCUAAAGUAUUUUGUUACCUAACAGGAAAACUUCCCAUAAAAUCAGAUAAAAUGGAUCACAUAAAGAAAUCGGCUAAAUAUGUGAACGACGUUGAAGGAACAAAAGAAUUUUGGGAAAAUGGAGGAGACUUACUAAGCCUGAAACGGCACGGUGGGUGGAAAUCGGGUUUAGUGGCUGAAGGGUAUAUUGAGAAAUCAAUAGCUGAUAAGAAGAGAAUUGCCGGAUUAGUGCAAAAACCUAAUUUACCCAAUGAAGCUACAAGUAUACCCUCAACUUCCUCUGCAAGUCCAUGUUGA
Psylliodes chrysocephalus is the source of this 1767-nucleotide messenger RNA. The record is from the annotation of a GenBank genome assembly. Lineage: Eukaryota; Metazoa; Arthropoda; Insecta; Coleoptera; Chrysomelidae.